AUGCCCAGCAGCAUCCUCCGGCCUCCCGCGGCCCGUCUGCCCUUCACCGCCCCGCACAAGGGCGCCAUGAUGCUGCAGUCACGAGCACCGCGCACCCGCGCACGACCGGUGCACGGCCUCACGCGCAUGUUGCCCUCCGUCACCGACACAAACUGCGCUCUUCCGAAUAUUAUCCGCUCUGGGGAGGAACAUCAGGCCCAGCUCAUCAUCCUGUCCCAUCAUCAUGUCUCCACCUUCAGCACUGGUGCCUUUGAAAUCAUGCUGGUGAAUGAGGGGAACGGCAGUAAGCAGAGGGACCUGCUGUUCCUCUGCUUUCAGCCAAAGCCCCUCAGCGAUAGACCAGCAGGCCCCCCAAAACCAGCAGGCUGGUCUGACCCCCCCGGUUCCAGCAGUCUUACAGACAGGGGCGGCGUUCCCGGUGGAGAACACAGCCCUCACACCCCCUCAAAACCUGUGCAAGCUACCAGUUUUGAUGUGGCCAGCCCACCAGGGGAGAAAGAAGAUCUGGCUUUAGGUCUGCAGCACCUCUGCACAGCUCCUGGUCAGGAGCUUUCCCAGCCGAGUGAGGCUGAACCAGUGACCGGUUCAUGUCGGGGCUACACAGAGCGCAGGAGGCAGACCAUCUCCUACGGCCAAAGGGAGUCUCCAGUUAACCCAGGCUGCAGAUGGUUUUCCAAGACUCUGAAGAAUCCUUCCACUUGUGCUGAUGAAGUUAAGGUCCCCUCAAAACUCUCCGUCUCAAAAUCCAUGAAGGUUUCUGACUCUGUGGCAGGAAGCAGAGGUGGAAGUCUGCUGGAACUCAAGGAGGGUGUGGAAGAACCUGCAGAAGAAGGAGGAGAUGGUGAAAAAGCAGACAAGCCCCACGUAGAGCUUUCAUCAGACGAGGAGGGUGUGGAUCUAGAGGAGAGCAUCGAAGAGUCCCGAGCAGAACGCAUCAAGCGCAGCAGUCUGCAGCGCGUGCAGAACCUGAAGACUGUUUUCUCAAGGGAGAAGAUGGACAAGACCCGAGCAAAAACCAAAGAGAACCUGGAGAAGACCAAACAAAAGACCAAAGAAAACCUGGAGAAGACGAAGCAGAAGACCAGAGAGAACCUGGAGAAGACCAAACAAAAAACCAAGGAGAAUUUAGAGAAAACCAAACAGAAGACAAAGGAGAAUCUGGAGAAGACACGUCACAACAUUGAGAAGAAGAUGGGAAAACUGGGAACACGAAUGAGUGUAAACCCUGAGCGCAAACAAAAGAUGAAGACCUCCACUGACAAGAUGAAGAAGGCCUUCACACCAGACCAUGUUGUGUAUGCCCGAUCCAAGAGCGCCGUGUACAAGGUGCCCCCCUUCACCUUCCAUGUCAAGAAAAUCCGAGAGGGUGAUGUGGAGGUGGUCCAGGGAACCGAGAUGGUGGAGGUGUCCAGAGAGGCUGAGACCUUUGAGGGCGUGGAUGGUGAGCUAGACAACAUGGAAGUGGAAGUUGAGAUGGAGAUGCUGAACGGAGGAGCAGAUGAAGAGGAAGCAGAGGAGGACGGAGAGGAGGACAGCCACGAUGCUUUGCCAGAGAAUGAGGAAGAGGACAGAGACAGCGAUUAG
Messenger RNA from Menidia menidia (Atlantic silverside), 1584 nucleotides. The record is from the annotation of a GenBank genome assembly. Lineage: Eukaryota; Metazoa; Chordata; Actinopteri; Atheriniformes; Atherinopsidae.